UUAUUAUUAUUAUUUUAUUUGUUAUUCAGUCAUAGUUGCUUGGGCACUUUAGAGAGAGAGAGAGAGAGAGAGUUCUUCAGAGUUUGUAAUGGAAUUUUGACAAAAAAAGAUGAAACCAAUUGUGCAUGUUGAUUGAUACAAAUUUUCUUCAUUUUAAAGGACUCUCCCUUCUAUAGGUAAAAAAAUUGACGGUGCCAUUUGUCUAGAAAAAUGAACCUGGAGCUGUUGAAUUUGUGACUCGAGGUUGAAAUCUUAGAAACAUUCAUAUAACCACAAGACACGGCUUUAUUCCUGGACAUACAAAUUUUAUGGAGUGCAACAAAGAUGAAGCAGUCAGGGCUAAGGAAAUUGCUGAGAAGAAGUUUAUGGGGAGGGAUUAUGCUGGGGCGAAGAAAUUUGCUUUAAAGGCUCAAAGCUUGUAUCCCGAGCUAGAGGGUUUAUCCCAAAUGUUGAUAGCAUUUGAUGUGUAUAUUUCUGCAGAGAACAGAAUAAGUAGUGGAGAAGUUGAUUGGUACAGCGUGCUUGGUGUGAACCCCUGGGCUGAUGAUGAGACAGUCAGGAAACAAUACCACAAGCUAGCUCUCAUACUUCAUCCUGAUAAAAACCAGUCUCUGGGUGCAGAUGGUGCAUUUAAGUUGGUUUCAGAGGCCUGGGGUUUGUUAUCUAAUAAGGAAAAGAGACUAGCAUACAAUCAGAAACUGAAUCCGUCAGGACAGCAGCAGAGAGUACCAACCCAGACUAAGGUUCCCUCUUCCCAGCAUAGUGCAAAUGGCUUUCAUAAUCAUAACAGUUCCGCAACUUCGCACACAAGGAAUCAGAACAAGAAUUUGCAGUCGAGGCCCACAUCAGCCCCUUCUCCUUCAUCUCGAAAACCUGAUACAUUUUGGACUAUCUGCCAUCGAUGUAUGAUGCAUUAUGAGUAUCUGAGGGUUUAUUUGAAUCAUAACCUGCGAUGCCCCAACUGUCAUCAGCCUUUUUUGGCUGUUGAGAAGGAUCCACCUUCAAACGUUACGAAGUCAUCCCAGAAUUCAAGACAUCAUGCUGCAAAUAGUAAUCCAUUUAAUUUCCCAAAAAAUGGUGGUCAAAGUUCACGAUCUGAGGGAUUUGGAGUAUGCAAUUCAACUACUGCCCCAAAUCUCCAAAGGAGUAAUUUUACUAGAAUGAAUGAUUCUGGAGGCAAAUUUGCAUCAACGCCAACUGCUGGUCAUGCUGAGAGUGUGGUUCAGAAGGCACAUGACCAAGUGAAGAGGGAGCAGGAUGCACAGGGAGCCACUGAACGGGAGAAGCGUUAUGUUUCUAAAAGGAUGGAUAAUUCUUCUCUUAGAGCGGACCAACUCUUUAAAAGGAGGAGGUAUGAUGAAGCUAGCGUGAAUAAUUAUGGAGCUGAUAUUUUGAAUCAAGCAGCCACCGGAAAUGGAGGAGCGGGAUUGGGAAAUUCAUCUGAACCAAGAAGGGGCUAUUCUGAAGCGCAAAGGGUUUAUGGUUUCUCAGAUAUUCGUACCAAGUCCAUUACCGAGAGAGAGUUGUCACUUCUCGAGGUUCGAAACAUGUUGAUGAAGAAGGGACUCUCGGAUGUGUGCAGAAAACUUAAAGAAUGGAGCUCAAAUCAAGUGAAACUGAAAGAGAGUAGAACACAGGAAAGCAUGGUGAACAAUGAUGCAAAUAAACAUAAGAAGAGUGGUCACUCUGCUGGCACUUCUUCCAAUGAAUCUACUAAACAGGCAACAGCACCUUUGUCUAUCAAUGUUCCGGAUUCUGAUUUUCAUAACUUUGACCUGGAUCGAACAGAAAGUUCCUUUGGGGAUGACCAGGUGUGGGCUGCCUAUGAUGAAAAUGAUGGGAUGCCUCGAUAUUAUGCUCGAAUUAUCUCAGUGAUCUCUUUGAAGCCAUUUAAAAUGAAGAUCAGUUGGCUUAACUCAAGAAGCAGCAGUGAAUUUGGCCCUUUAGACUGGGUGGGGGCUGGUUUCCUAAAAACCUGUGGCGAUUUUUGGACUGGCAAACAUGAAAUCAGCAAAACUCUAAAUGCUUUCUCACACAGGGUUACGUGGACAAAAGGCACACGUGGAGUUGUUCGCAUACUUCCAAGAAAGGAAGAUGUCUGGGCUCUAUAUAGAAACUGGUCUCCAGACUGGAAUGAUGAUACCCCAGAUGAAGUGGUACAAGAAUAUGAGAUGGUAGAAGUGCUCGACGACUAUGAUGAAGAGCAGGGUAUAUCUGUAGUUCCUCUUAUUAAAGUUGCUGGUUUCAAGGCAGUUUUUUGUAGACAUGUAGGUCCAAAUGAAGUUAGGAGGAUUCCAAAAGAAGAGAUGUUCCGCUUCUCUCAUCAGGUCCCUAAUCACGUGCUUACUGGCGAAGAAGCUCAUAAUGCCCCAGAGGGUUGUCGGGAAUUAGACCCAGCGGCUAUCCCCACGGAAUUUCUUCAGGUUAUUACAGAAGCCAGUGAGGCAGCAGUGGUUGCAACUGGUAGAAAGGCUAAGGACGAAAUGGCGUAGGAUUCUUCACAAAUUCACACAGAUCUCAUGGUGGAGGAUGCUUCAAAAGCUAAGAGAAGUGAGAUGAUGGAAACUGAAGAACCUUUCUGAGAUGAUACAUUAGGGUGGGUUCUUAGGCAGCCAAAGCAGCUAAUACUGUAGUUUAUCCUGCAACAGUUAAUAAGUUGCUAGUGGAAAAGCUCAACAUACACAAUAUAGGUAAGUUUUUCCUUUGUUUUAUAAGGCUGAUCAAAACUGCAGAUGCUUCUUGUUGCCAUAACUGGAGAUGUUCUGUUACUGGAUCAGAAAAUGAUCCCGAGUUUUUUUUUGGUUUUACUGUUAUGGCUGUAUAAUCUUCGGAUGUUUGAACUAUAAAGAAGCUCAUGCUUGACCAGAGUCAAGUUUUAGCAGCA
Molecule: messenger RNA, 2884 nt
Organism: Populus nigra (black poplar)
Lineage: Eukaryota; Viridiplantae; Streptophyta; Magnoliopsida; Malpighiales; Salicaceae
Exons: 2
Coding region: 309-2492 (727 amino acids)
Source: RefSeq, a predicted model, not a curated record